UCUAAACAUUCAGAAAAACAAAAAAUAAAUAAAUCAAUCUUCCACCGGCCACCUUAUUUCUCCCCCACUCAUUUGCUUAUGGGGAUCAAUGGUAAGCUCACAAGGCUGCUGUUGCAGGAAAUAAGCAGAAGAAAAUGUCAUGAUUUCCUUCAAAGAACUGCUAAUUAUUCAAGAGAUCCAAGUCCAGGUGCAUUCCAUCGAAGGCCAUACUCAAAGUCUAGAGCUUCAGUACUGGAAGAGGUGUUUGAAGCGGAUGUCCCAGAAGAAAGAAGCUCUGUCUGCAUUUACAAGGUUCCAGCUAAUAUGCGACGGGUGGAAAGAAAGGCUUAUGAACCAAACAUCGUCUCCAUCGGUCCAUACCAUCAUCGAGUAGAGCGGCUGCAAGACUCGGAAGAGCUCAAACAGAAAUUUGUUCGCCGCCUCUUUGAUCGAAGCCGCAAGAAUUAUGAAGUACUCGAGUUUGAGCUUAUGAAGGAUGCCAUGGGGAAACUGGAGGAAGAAGCUCGAAUCUGCUAUGGGGAAGAAAUCAAACUAGGAAGUGAGGAAUUUGUCGAGACGAUGGUUAUUGAUGGCUGCUUCGUUGUUGAGCUGUUGAGAGAGGCAUGGCAGCACAAGCUACGUGGACACCCAAUACCUUUCAUCAAAAGAUGGAUGUUGCCCGCUCUUCGUCGCGAUCUGAUCAUGCUUGAAAACCAGCUCCCACUCUUUGUUCUGACUAAAUUAUUUGAAAUGACAAGCAGCACUCCUGCUGGAUUAGCGCCAUCUUUGCAACAGUUUGCACUUCACUUCUUUAAUCCUUUAUUGCAAAGAGGUUGGGAAGCACCACCUCCAAAGAGCAGUAGUGCAACUGAAGUAGUCUUCGAAGCAAGGCACUUGCUUGAUCUUUUCCGCUCUAGCACUCUCCCGAUCGAACUGGCAAGAGGGAAACAACCCAACAUGAUCCGUUCAAUAACAGAGCUAAAAGAAGCGGGCGUCAAAGUUCAGAGAGCAAAACAUCUCAAGCCACUUGACAUAACAUACGAGGAAAGUGUGCUGAAGAUCCCUCCUCUUUACAUCGACGAUUACAAGGGCACUGUGUUUCGCAACAUGGCGGCAUUUGAGAAAUGCCACGACAGUUGCCAUCCAGACGUCACAACGUACUUGUUUUUCUUCGACGGACUCAUUAACUCGGCCAAGGACGUGGGACUUCUCCAUUGUGAUGAAGUUCUUCACCAUUCUCUGGGCAGCAACAAAGAGGUUGCGAAACUUGUAAACAAGAUCUGCAAGGAGAUUGAUAUGGAUGCAGAUGAGUCAUAUCUAUUCAUGGUGGUGGAUGACGCCAACUCUUUCUUCGGUUCUCCUUAUGGGAAAGCGAGAGCCGGAUUGGUGCGGCACUACUUCAGCAGUUGGCUGGUAGGGAUCUCAACUCUGGGUGCAGUUUUUGCUGUUUAUCUCACCCUGAUUCAGACUGCCUCCGGAGUGGCAGGCGCCCUGGAUCCCUUGAAAGAUGUCAACUUCUGCUCGCAUCUGAAAGAUUCCUUGUUGCUUCCUUUCUUUGGUACCAAAUAAACCUCGCUCGGCCGGAGGAAAUGAAUCCUUGGCGUAACCAGCUAGCUAGCUAGCAGGACCCUCGAAGGAA
Molecule: messenger RNA, 1618 nt
Organism: Juglans microcarpa x Juglans regia
Lineage: Eukaryota; Viridiplantae; Streptophyta; Magnoliopsida; Fagales; Juglandaceae
Product: UPF0481 protein At3g47200-like
Exons: 1
Coding region: 79-1548 (489 amino acids)
Source: RefSeq, a predicted model, not a curated record